Molecule: messenger RNA, 1302 nt
Organism: Triticum dicoccoides
Lineage: Eukaryota; Viridiplantae; Streptophyta; Magnoliopsida; Poales; Poaceae
Exons: 1
Coding region: 156-1091 (311 amino acids)
Source: RefSeq, a predicted model, not a curated record
CCCCCCACCCCCUCGCCGCCGCCUAUGCAUACUAGCCUUCCUCCUCCUUAGCCCAUCAUUCAUCCAUCCCCGAGUGUCUCUCAGCUCCUCGGCUCGUCAUAGGCUCAUCACUAGUGGAUAGGCGCCUUGGUCGAGUCGGGUGAGGGGCAGGCAGGAUGCAGGACCUGUUCUCGGUGCCCUCCUGCUUCUCGUCGGGCGAGAAGCAGCUGCCGGACGCGCCGGCGUCGGCGGCGCCGGCGACCAGGUCGGGGCAGAGCGCGGUGACGCUGGUGUACCGCGCGGUGAUCUCCGGGCAGAGCCGGCUGGUCACCGUCACGUGGUGCAGGAACCUGCUGGCCCACGGCAUGCAGGUGUCCAUCGAGGGGUCGGCCGGCGGCGGCAGGGAGCACGGCAGCGGCGGCGGCAUCGAGGGCGGCGCCAAUAAGAGCUGCAGCGCGUGCAAGGUGGAGAUGCAGCCGUGGCACUUCUGGCGCAAGUACGGGGCCAAGCAGUUCCAGGUGGACGGCCGGGCGGUGGACGUGGUGUGGGACCUGCGGGCGGCGCGGUUCUCCGACGAGCCGGAGCCGGUGUCGGACUACUACGUGGCGGUGGUCUCCGGCGAGGAGGUGGUGCUCCUGCUCGGCAACCAGAACAAGGAGGCGUUCCGGCGGACGGGGGCCCGGCCGUCGCUGUCGCUGGGGGACGCGGCCAUGGUGUGCAAGAAGGAGCACGUGUUCAGCAAGAAGCGGUUCCUGACCCGGGCGAGGUUCCACGAGAAGGGGAAGCUGCACGACAUCAGCAUCGAGUGCAGCAGCGGCAACCUCGGCGGCGGCGGCGGCGGCACGGACGUGGACAUGGCCAUCAAGAUCGACGGCUGCGUCAACGUGCUCGUCAAGCACCUCCAGUGGAAGUUCAGGGGCAACGACUGCAUCUCCAUCAACAAGAUGAAGGUGCAGGUCUACUGGGACGCCCACGACUGGCUCUUCGGCACCGGCAUGCGCCAGGCCCUCUUCAUCUUCAAGCCCCAGCCCCCCUCGCCCGACUCCGACGCCGCCCUCGCCGACGAGUUCUCCGAUUUCUGCCUCUUCCUCUACGCAUGGAAGAUCGAAUGAGCUAGACUUAGCUAGCUAGACACCCUGCCUACAUUCGUUUGUUACUGCCGCCACAUUACAGAGCGGCUGAUGAUGGACAUUUCACCAUGUUACGAGCAACAUACUUCUACCAUGUAAUGUAAGUAUGUAACGAUGUGUGAGUGUAAGAGGGGGAGUGAAUGUGUGUCUGAUUGAGGUUGAGGCUGAGGCCAUGCCAUUCUCUUCUGUUCCA